UGUACAGCUUAAUUGCUUAUUUCUCCAGACUCUUAUGUAUUUUUUUUUUCCCUCAAAUUAUAUAAGAAUUCGCUCCUCAAGCUACUCAGUGCGUUGUGUUGAUUCCUCAACCUGAUCACUGGCCAUCGAGCUUCAGACAAUCUUAAGAGUAAUCUUCUUCGUAUCAAUCGAGCGUGUCUCGGUAACGUAAUCACGUAUCUCAAUAAAUCUAACUCGGAAGCGGCCGAGUUCAAACCGUUGCUGAGUGAUUUCACUUUCCGCCCAAACUCGCUGGCUGCAUACUCCUCCAGCUCUCAUGUCCACCUGGUGUCAGGAUCCGAACCCCAACCCGAAGUCUCCCAAACGAGACCCGAGCAGACCCGGAAAAUCCCUAUCCGCCGAGCUGCCAUCCGAUCCGCUGCUCAGACCCGGCUCCUACAUCGACUCAACUGCCACUGGGCGUGACGGGACUGCUUCGAUGCUUGGUAUGCGCGGCUCGUCCGAUAGCUCGUCGCCUUCUUUAGCCUCGAAGACUUCUAACGGUGUGGCCACGCCGUUUCCGGAGAGCACGGAAUCUCCGGCGGGAGCUCAGCAGCGUCGGGGGGCGGCGGCGGCGCUACCGGACUGGUUGCCGCCUGGUUGGAAAAUCGAAGACAGAGCUCGGAUCUCUGGUGCCUCAGCUGGAAUGAUAGAUAGGUACUUUCUUGAUCCAGUUUCAGGCCAUCGAUUCCGAUCAAAGAAAGAGGUUUUUUUCUUCUUAGAAACCGGAACCAAACGGAAAAGGGGGAAAGUAAUGGAGAACUCUGAUGCUGAUAAAUUGGGUUCUGAGGGCCAGAAACCAAAGAAGUCUGGCAUGAAGUCGAAGAGUUCUGCUUCAAAAUUUGAUUUUUCUAACGUGCCUGAGAAGGUCGAAUGGGUUCUCACAGAUGCCGCCCAAGGAUCCUGGGCUCCUUUUAUUGGUGAUGAAAAGGUGUCAGAAUCUACUAUGCAAGAGUGGUCCGCUGCAUUUACAGCCGUCGCCUCCAGAGACAAUGAUCAGAGAAAGUCUUGAAGGCAUUUCCAAACUGCCCAUUGUUUCAUUGGGAGUGUGAUCUCUACUGACCCUUACAGGUCUUAUUUUUUGCCCCCUCUUUCUUUUCCUUACUUGAAGCUCUUUUAGGUGUUAAUUUUAACGUCAUUUUGAUUUGGCAGCCUUCAAUUGAAUUGCCAUUUGACAUUUCUUGUUUUAGGUUGUUGAAUGUUCUAAUUAUAUUUUGGUUGCUAUU
Molecule: messenger RNA, 1244 nt
Organism: Juglans microcarpa x Juglans regia
Lineage: Eukaryota; Viridiplantae; Streptophyta; Magnoliopsida; Fagales; Juglandaceae
Product: methyl-CpG-binding domain-containing protein 5-like
Exons: 3
Coding region: 296-1030 (244 amino acids)
Molecular function (GO): DNA binding
Source: RefSeq, a predicted model, not a curated record